Molecule: messenger RNA, 703 nt
Organism: Mercurialis annua (annual mercury)
Lineage: Eukaryota; Viridiplantae; Streptophyta; Magnoliopsida; Malpighiales; Euphorbiaceae
Exons: 8
Coding region: 39-539 (166 amino acids)
Biological process (GO): chromosome segregation
Cellular component (GO): MIS12/MIND type complex
Source: RefSeq, a predicted model, not a curated record
UAAUUCUAAAAAAAAUUGAAGCUCGAGUGAGCAGUGCAAUGGAGAGAUGGACACAUUGUGAUUUCAACAAGGCCUUCAAGCUCGCCAUCCGCUCGCUUCUCACAUCCUGCCACAAACAGGACUUCAUCAAAGUAUUUUCUCACUUCAACGCCGAUGACCGGGAAUGUCUUCACCGCCUUUUUAUUCAGGUCAUAACGUCUCUGCAUAAAAUGAUAGAGGAUGAGUUCGAGUCAUUAGGCCGUGAAACUCAGGUGGAAACAACUCUUGAUACUGUUGACCAACUUGUAGAAGAACAGCGUAUGGACCCUUUGUUUUCAAAGGAGACCAACAUAAUGGAGGUUGCACACAGUCUAUCAGUUGCAAAGAAAAAUGAGAUUCAGCACUUGAUGAGCGCACUUGGAAGGGCUCAAGAACAGAAUCGCAUUAUCCGAGCUCGUAUCGAACUGCUUAAGAAAAAAAGAGAAGAUGCCUCUAGCACCGAAGAUGUGGAGGUAAGAAGCAGGAUUCUCAGUUUCGGGAUUUCAAGUUAUGGACUUUAAGAUUGAAAUAUUGGAGUGGUUAUACUUCUCUGCCAACCCCUUGUAUACCAAGGUAUACUUUUAUGAGCUAAUCAAUAUUUCAAAAUAUAUUUGUGUUGGAUUGCUGAAAUGAAACGACUACUUUUUAUUGCAAUAAAAUUGAAUGAUAGAGAGUUACCAUUUUC